Mytilus californianus (California mussel) is the source of this 9101-nucleotide messenger RNA. RefSeq lists its product as uncharacterized. Gene Ontology annotation, biological process: protein phosphorylation. Gene Ontology annotation, molecular function: protein serine/threonine kinase activity; ATP binding. Lineage: Eukaryota; Metazoa; Mollusca; Bivalvia; Mytilida; Mytilidae. The transcript has 19 exons. Bases 197 to 6157 code for a protein of 1986 amino acids. Gene Ontology annotation, cellular component: cytoplasm. The record is from RefSeq and is a predicted model, not a curated record.
GUGGGAAAUCCCCUAUAAGGAAAAAUAUCUUGGGCUAACCUGUUUACCUGUAGGCUGUUUACAGUUUAACCUAUUGGCUACUCUUUAACAUAAAACAGACAUAGUUUUCAAUUGAUGGAAUGAGUUAUAUGUAAGAAUCCCCCCAAUAAAGUACAGUAGAGAAAUGUGAUAUUGUACUAUCCAAGAGUAUAGAGAUAUGGGUUUAGAAGAAGAAAGUUUGCAAAGCAUAUCUUCACACAUAUCACUAAAUGAUGAAAGAAACAAAAAGUUACAGAAGGAAGGGAAGAACUACAGUUUAAGCCUAAUACCAGACUUAGAUAUGACAUUACAGUGUGAAAGCAAGGCUGAUAAUUGGACAAACUAUGGGCCAAACGUCAAAACAUUAAUUGAUAGGUCAAAACAAAUAUAUAGAAACAGUAAAAGCAAGCGACGACAAGAAUCAAAAUCAUUGUACAAGGGUGCAUUAAAAUCCAAGGUUGAACAUGAAGAAAAAAGAAAAAAGAAUAAUGAAACCAAUUAUUCAAAACAGUCAAAAGAUAAGUUAGGGAAUGAAAAAGAACUGUGUCAUGAAAUGGGAGAGAGAAAAGACUUGAAUGUUAUCUAUCCAGUUGCUGGUCAUGGUAAAUCUACAGAGAAUGCUAAACAGUCAAAACCUCCAUACGCAGGAAAAUUUUCUCAGAAGGAUCUGGAAGAUUUCAGUAAAUUGACAAAACUGACAAUAGAGGCAUAUUAUUUCAAAUGUGAAGAUAAAAAAUCUCAAGCUUCAUUGGUCGAGGAAACCAAAGGAGGUUUUCCUAAACCACAGCAACCUGUUAGUGAGACCUACAGCACACAUCAUUGUCAGUUAACCUACCACACACGUCAUCGCCAUCGUAGUGAAACUAAUGUAAAACAAACAUGUGCUCAGCCAAUGGAACAUGAGGAAUAUAGUGAAAAAAGAGAUCUAUCUAAAGAUGAACGCCAAGGUUUUGGUGAUCUUAAGACAAAGGCACUUAUAAAAGGAAUGUACAGGAACAAGAAUGGUACAUUAGAUGUACUCCUUAGAUUGAUAAGUGAUGGGGUAUUUACUGUAGAUCAGGUCCAAAAGGCUAUGGAAUUCAUUAUCAAAACACAGCAAUCAAAGUGUAAAAUGGACCAGACAAACACCAAUAGUAAAGAAUCCUGUCAGAAAGAGAGUCAGAAACUCCUUCAGGUUUGUGGUGAAGAGAAAGAAGAUUAUUAUGAAAGAGAAAAAAUGGACCCAAUGAAAGAGGAAGGAGAACAGUAUGAAAUGGACCCAAUGAAAGAGGACGGAGUACAGUAUGAAAUGGACCAGAUGAAAGAGGAAGGAGUACAGUAUGACUUGGACCAGAUGACUGAUAGCUGUGUUAAAGAUCAAAUGGAAAAAAUAGUGAAACAAAAUGCACAAGAAACAAAAGAUGUAAUGGAGAAAUCUUUUGCAGUAGAAUGUAAUGAAGAAGAAGUUUUGAAAGAUGAAAAAGAAAGUGACAAGACAGAAAUCCUGUCAAAACAUGAGUCAUGUGACAGCUGUAAAAAAAUACAUUUCACAAAGUCUAAAAGACAAAAAAAACAAGGUAAAGGUAAAGUAAGAAAAAGAAGCACCAUUAGAUUGAACAGUUUCAGAAACAAUGAAUCAACAGAGGGUAAUGUUACAUGUCAGUAUAAAAAGAUGCACACCAGAAAACUAGGGAAACAUCUCACAUGUAAAUAUGAAAGACUUUUUACAAGAAAACAACAACCACAACAUGCAGGUGAAGGUAGAAUAAGAUAUACAAGAAAACAGCCACCACAUUUCACAAGUACAGCUGUUAGCAGAAAACUGCGACCACAUUUCACAAGUGAACAUAGAGCAUUUAGAAGAAAACAGCAACCACACGGAAGACAAUCAACAGGAGGCCAUUUCAAUGCAACUGAUGGACAAAGGGGAAAGGGAGAUAAUCCUUCCAAUGAGUUGACUGACAGUGACUCUGGUCAUUUUACCAGUCGUGGGAGUCAGAAAUCUGAUGAACAAGAAGAAACAGAAAAAGAAAAACACAGAAGAGAUGAUGAUGAAAAAGACAAAGAUGAAAACGAGGAUCCUCCACUUGAUAAUGGUAACCAUGGUGAUAAGAAAGACAGAGUCAGCAGAAAUCUUGAUGUGAUAACUAAUUUUAAGUAUCGAAGAAAACAUGGAAGUUUGUCUGGAGGAGAAAGUAAACUAAGUGACAUACUGGGUCUCAUGUUAAAUGAAACAGGGGAAUUGAAAGUUCCACCUGACAUCUUUGAUGAGAUCAAUUUAUGUCUAAUGACAAGUAUGCUAGUUAAAUCAGCAGGGGAGACAACUACAUGCUAUAUUUGUACCCACCUUUCUGCACUUAUUUGCCAUUUUGGUUCAUGCAGUAUGGGAUACCAAGAUUCCUGUUCCAUCUGUAUGACUUUGUUCAAACUAAUACAAAAGCAUGUUUCAAUCUGUGGAUUGUCAGAUAGUUUUACUUCAGAUGUCACAUGUCCAGUUAUCAUUUGUGUCAAACUGAAGAGAGCAGAGAUAGCAGACAAUAAUGAGAAAGUAUGGAAGAAAUUAAAAAAGAAUUUGGCAAGGUUUGCUAAUCCUGAGGCAGCAGAUGAUGAUCCAUUUUCAAGUCUUGACAGCAUCUCUAGUAUCAAAAGUUUAAAUAUGCCACGCCAUCAGCGACUCAGUACAGUAAGUCGUCCAGUGCUAGAAAGCAUUCCUGAACUUAGAAUGGAUAUGAAAAGAGGAACAUCAAGCCAAAAACAAGGAAGUAAAAAGGUGUCCAAGUCUGAGCCAUUAAUGAGAAAGAUGCCAGAUGGUAGCACUGUAAUGAUGACAUCCAAUCUUCCAAAAAGACUUCAACAGCUGGAUGAACCUACCUCUCUUCCACAAAGUCAAACAAAAUCAAGACAUCGUAGUGUCACAAUAGACAGACCAUUUCCAAGAGAUAUAUUUACAGACAGCACUGACUAUCCCCUUUAUCCUGACACCCACCUAUAUGAAACCCUCCCUCCAGCAGAUUAUAUUGUACCUAGUCGUACACCUGAUUCCAGUAUUCAUCUUCCUCCAGAGGCUUAUCAGUUACCAUCAGAUUCCAGUGUUCAUACCUCUUUACCUGUGGUGAGAGAUGAAUCUUUAGAACUGGCAUCAGGUGGUAAUAAUCAGGAAUACGUUUCGCUGCCAAGUCGUGUGUAUUGUCAAUCUGAUGACAGAGUUAUUAGUAUGCAGUAUGGUAGACGGCCAGAAAUAGGGGAAAGGUACCAGUCAUUGGUUGAUAGACCAACAGGAAUACCAGGGAUACAGGACGUAAUUUAUGGUGAUAGGUCAUAUUUGUUGGGUCCUGCCAGGAUUUGGUUUGAUAUGAAAAAGGAAUGGAAAAAUGGGAAAAAAUAUGACACUAGAGAAGAAGGUGUGAUACUUCCUCAGUUUCAGGACAGAAUAAAAAUACUGAAGACAAGAUACAGUAAGAAUUUCCAGUGGGUGAGAUUAUCACAUCUGGGUAGUGGUACGUCUGGCAAGUGUCACCUGGCUAUGGACUUCAAUACAGAUUACAAAUUUUGCAUUAAGAAGAUUCACAUUUCGAAAUAUGAAGUGAAUGAACUAGAGAUUUGGAGUGAAUUAAAACAUGCUAACAUUGUACAGCUUAUUGGAACCUUGAGAAGAGGAGAAAAAAUCUAUAUCUUGUCAGAGUUUAUUGAUGGUGGCUGCUUGACAGAAACAAUUAAUAUGCAGAGAUCUAUGAAUCAUAGAAUUAGUCAGAUAACUGCUAUUAACUACUUUAAACAGAUUCUGGAAGCUCUUGUUUACCUACAAAGAAGAUAUGUCAUUCAUGAAGAUUUGAAAGCUGAUAACAUACUCGUAAGGAGUGGUACAAAAGAUGUUGUAAUAACAGACUUUGGGGUGGCUAGAAAGUUAACGAGUAGCACUGACAAACGAGGAGCGACACCUAGUGGAUCACAAAUUGUAUUCAGUCCAGAAAAAGCCAGAGGUGAAGGCCAUGGCUAUAAGUCUGACCUAUGGUCAGCUGUAUGUGUACUUGUCCAUAUGUUAACUGGUUAUCCACCUUGGGUCAGGAAAUAUCCAAAUAUUGGAGCAUUGUUAUAUGUUAUAAUUGAACAAGAGCCUGAUAUCCCAUCAAAUAUAAGUGUUGAAGUUUCCCAGUUAAUAGGUGAAGGGUUUAAUAAAGAUCCAGCCAAAAGACCAGGUGCAGAACAACUUCUUCAACACAGAGCAUUCAGAAUAUUAGAUGAUAAUAACCACGAAAUUUUGUUUUCUACUUUGUAUUCAUCUGUACAUCAAAUAACUGAUACAAAGUUAGAAACUUCAUCUGUACGUCAACUAAAUGAUACAAAGUUAGAAACUUCAUCUGUACGUCAACUAAAUGAUACAAAGUUAGAAACACCGACAUCUGCUAAGGAAGAAAAUGUUGACAUUGUCCAAGAAAUUGAAGAGGAUCUCAAAAGCAUCCGUAUUUCAAAUGACUCUGAAAUUCCAAAACAGAUUGUGAUAAGUGCAAAGAAGAAAGAACCUGAAGAAAAUGAUUCGUUAGAAAAUACAGGUGAUUUAGAAAAGACAGGUGAUAAAACUAAUUCUUCUAUAAAUAACCAUGUACAAAGAUUAGCUAUAGAUUUUGGUCUGUCAUUACCAGAACAAGUAAACUUCCAAGAAACAGAACCACCAGAUAAUCUAUUUGAAGAGUACAUGUUUGAUAUAGGAGCCAUUACAUUUAACUCAGUAGGACUAGAAGAAUGUGAAUCUACAACUGAAAAGAAGUCGUCAGACUCUGAUGUCAGUCAGAGUGACUUAGAAUUUGAAGCCCAGCCUCAUUCUGAUCUGCCUAAUUUUGCUUUACUUUUUCCUAAAGUAUUGACAGAAGAGGAAAGAGUAGAGAAGAUGGAAACAGAAGCCAUUGUUGAUGAAUUCCAUGAUAAGAUCCUGUCCCAUCAGUUAUCAAGAACAGAAUCUCAUAAUCGAUCAUUUGAUAGUUAUUUCAGUAGUCAGAGUGAGGUUUCACAGGAGAAAAUAAUAGAUCAAAUGACCAAAUCUUCUCUUGAUGUUCCUAACUUGACUGUUUUUUAUGAAAGAACUUCAUGUCCUGUCAUUUCAAGGACACAGCAGGACCAUAAAGAUUCAGAAAACUCUACACUAACAGAAAUUGCUCCAAACAGUAAUACAUUGUCUCCCCAAUCAUCUGUAAGUUCUAGCUCAGUGGAUCAGAAAGUUGAAAUUCUUCAGAGACCCACAUCCACUUCUCCUUCCAUUGUCAGUUCAAUGUUUUCUAUCGCAGAAGAAGAUGAUAUUGAUGAUGACAUUUUGUUUGGUUCAGGAGAAGGAGUUAAUCUCUUACAACCAAAUCUAAGCAGGAGUAUGGAGAAUGAGACUAGAACCAGAGACAUCUCUGUAAAAAAGACCAAUCAUGUCAAAUUGUACCUAGAUCUAAGUCCAGCAACUAAAAGGAAGCAAUUUGCCAUAGGAAGCAGGUCAGAUCCAAAUACAGCCAAUGUAAGCACAGACCAGACAUCCCCACUGCCACCAACUGCACCAUACUACACACCACAGGUUCAACGUACAGCGCCAUUCAUGACAACACCUAGAUCAAUACCAAAGACUACAUCAGGACUGGGAAGUAGUUUGGGCAAAUCUCCACCACAUACACCACAUAUUAGUAUUGAAAAUGAUACAUCUGGAGCUUGGUCCUCACCAAUAAGUCAGCAAGAAGAGAUUGAUAAAUUGAUUGAACAGAUGUCUAACAGUAACACCAGUGACAUUCUCAUGUCACAAGAAAUAGAGGAGUCUCCAAAGUUUACUUUAGAAGAAGAUGAUGACAUGGAAGCCAGUAUGUUGUAUAUACGCAAUCAGUAUUGUGCGCCAACACCUUCAGAUCAUUAUGCAUCCAGGUUGACUGUACAUUAUAAACCAGGGGAGACAUUUACAAUGGAGAUACCAGGACUGCUGGUCAAACAACAGUGGAAAGAAAUAAUUGAGAAGGAAUGCUCUGAACAUAUUCAUGAUAGAAUGGGUGUAACAAAGUUUGUUCUAUUGGACGAUAACAAUGAAUUUCUUGAUCUACAGAGAAGUCCAAGUCAGGGAGAAAUUUUUGUUUAUGUUAAAGAAGUGGAGGAUACAAGCACUGCUCCCUGGUAUUGUGAAGCUGGAAUGAUCAUGUGAUUUUUCAAAUAUAGAAAUAAUGUCGUCAAAUUUCUGCAGAUACAAGUUAUUUUUAUAUAUGACAAGUUAAUUGAACAAUUGUAUAUUCCAUUGAAAUAUUUUUUUAUAUUAAGUAUUUUCAUAUUAGAUAUAAGUUUUUUAGAAAUUGUUUUUUAUUCAAGAAAAUCAUGGUACCUGUUAAUUACAUAGUCCUUUAUUGCAUACCUAUGAAAUUGCAUAAUCCUAUUUUGCAUACCUGUUAAUUACAUAAUCAUUUAUUGCAUACUUUUUCUUUAUUUGCAUAAUCUUUUUUUGUAUACCUGUUAAUUACAUAAUCAUAUAUUGCUUACCUGUUAGUGACAUGAUCUUUUUUGCACACUUCUUCUAUUUUGGCAUAAUCCUUGAUUAUAUUCUUGUUAACUGCAUAAUCCUUUAUUGUAUAUUUGUUCAUAUAAACAUAAUCCUUAAUUGCACUUUUUAAUUGCUUAAGAAAUAAAAACUUAGUCAUUUUCCAGAUCUUCUAUAUGAAAAAAAUAUCCUUAAUUGCAUAAGCUAAUUACCACAACUGAUUGUUACUACAUUAAGAUAUUAGAAAUUAUAAAAGAAGAAAACUGUUCAUCAGUAAGGUUGCAGUUUUGUUAAUUAUCAAUAGUAAAUCAUAAUUUUUCACAAAAACCAAGUUUUCAGUAGUAUUUUGUCCCCUAUGUUUGUUUUGACAUCAUAAGUCCAUUGUCACUGUCUCUGGUGUAUUUAUUUAACAAUAUACAUGCAUUGUUCAUGAGAAGGCAAAGAAUUUUUCACAUUAUGAUAUUUUCUGUAAACUGCAGAUUCCGGUGGAUUGUGAAAUAUUCUCUGCAAUUUGAGCUAUGCAAAUAAAGAAAAUUAAAUGAUUUGUUGCAUUAAUUAGACAAAUACCAAAUAAAAUUUUCAUUUUUUACUUGUAGCAAGAAAACAAGAGCAGUGACACAAUUUGUUCUUUUUAUUUUCUUAAAGCAUAUUAUAAAACUAUCUUCUCAUAUUUCAUUUCAAAAUUCUAUCUCAUAGAUUUAUUUUAUUCACCAAAAAGUGUUUUUUUUCAUGAAUAAUCUAUGCAAAAGUGGGCAAUUUUGCACGAUUUUUAGCUUGAAAAAUAGUAGGGUGGACUCAUACUUUUUAUUUAAUAUUUGAAAAAAACAUGGUAAAAUCUACAUUUUAGCAAGGUAUAAGAAAGUUCCAUUCGAGGAAAUAUAUAUCAAUGAUCCAUCUUUAGAGGAAUCAACAAUAUCACAAUUUCCAAAUCUUUUUUUUAAUGGUUAAUUUAGUUCAGUUUUCUUUCUGAAAGUAUUGGUCACAGCCUUCUACCAAUUAUUAUUUAUAACAGAAAGGUGUAUAUUGAUAAGAGGCUUAUCAAAUUCUAAACUGAUCAUGUGACUGGUGUUUCCUAUACUGACCUUUUUCCUGCUUCCUGUACUUAUUUCUAUGAAUUUCAACAUCAGUUAGAAACUAUUUGUUUUAAAUUAAUCUUCACAUUAAAAACAUCACAAUGAUGCUAUAAAUGAUUACCAUACAUUUUUAUUUAUCAGGUACUGUUUGAAAAUUUUUAUAGAUAAAUUGUUGCAAUAGUUACUAAAUUGACCAAGGUGACUCACGCUUUUAAUGUUUUGUGUAAUAUGAAAAUUUUGAAGGAAAAAAAUACAUGUGAUGGAAUAAUGAUAAUUCAUAUAAAUUUAAUAAAUAAUAAAAUACUGAGAAAAAUACCGAAAUGAAUAAUAAUAAUUAUUCUUAUAAACUUAAUAAAAUGAUUUGUAUAGUGAAUGACAAAACAUCAAGAUUUUUGUACUGAUUUAUUGAUUGUAAAUAGAGUAUUGUUGAUAGAGUAUAAUGACAAAAAAUGUACAAAAAAAAGUUUUAUUACAAUAUUUAAAUAUAUUAACUAUAGAAAAUGCUUUACUGGUGAGGUUUGUAUAAAACAGAUUAUAAACCAAAUUAGGGACCAAAGGAAUUUACAUUAACCAAAGAGAAUUGUAGAAUUACUGAAUGCUUACUUUGUAUUACCUUUUAUUAUUAAGUUGAUGUUUAUUUGUUAUUUUCACUAUUUUUAUUUGGAUUUAUACAUUGAAGUGAAUGAGGAUGAUCAGAGUGCCAUCAAUGUUAACAUUCAUGUCUGCAUACACAACCAGUUCACAGAUUGACAUAUAUUUAUCUGAUUUGAUGGACAAUUAUAUCUUGUAUACAUAGUAGGCUAAGAUGAAUGUUACAAACCCUAUAUUGCAUGGUUCACUUGUUUUGAGUAAGUUUUAAGCAAAUUAUGGUAGUCCAUGUCCCCACCAUCAAAAUUGUGUAGCUAUUAGAUGAAUUUGCUGUAUGAUAACUAAGAUAAAGUUUAAAGUCUGAUUUCAGUUCUUGAAUACAUAUAAUAUGCUAAGACAAUGCAUCCUGGGCGUGUGUAGCAGUAACCCCAGGGGCCCUAUUAGAAAAAGGUCAUUUGUCAUUGACUUAAAUACAGUUUUACACAGGAGUUGAAUUUGUAGAUUAUAUGGGGUCGGUAAGUUAGUGUGAUAACAAUUUGAAUUCAAUUAUACAAAAGCUGGGUACUCUUUCAUUCAUUUCCUGAAGUCCAUACCUACACAGCAAUUGAUAAAAUAUUGCUAAAUUGUAUAUUUAAAUGCACACAUUUUGAGUUCAAAAUUUUACUACUUGGACACUGACAAUUUAUAGAAAUUGUAUGAUUUUCUUUAAUGGUGAACAGCCUCAAAAGUGGUGCAUUUAUAUAUACUGUUUAACUGUUAUGGCAAUUUUAAUGAGGGAACAAAAACAAUAAUCUUCUACAUUAAUUGCAAGAUGAUAAAAAAUAAAUCAACAGUGCACAUUUAUUUGAUUUUAAAAAUAUUUACUAAUAUUCAUUUUGAAUUUUUACACUUUAUAUUUCUGAAUAUGUAAUGUUUCUUGCUUGUACUAGAAUAUUAAAGAAUAUUUUAACCUGCAA